Magnolia sinica is the source of this 1926-nucleotide messenger RNA. Its product is annotated as O-fucosyltransferase 37. Bases 22 to 1716 code for a protein of 564 amino acids. NCBI's taxonomy places the organism in Eukaryota, Viridiplantae, Streptophyta, Magnoliopsida, Magnoliales, Magnoliaceae. Gene Ontology annotation, cellular component: cytoplasm. The record is from RefSeq and is a predicted model, not a curated record. The transcript is spliced from 6 exons.
AAACCUAGGAAAAAAAAUCCAAUGGCAACAAGAUCAAAGAACCCAAGAACUCCCUUCUCCGUCUCCAUCACCCCUUCUCAUUUACAUCACUGUCUUCUCCUCUCCCCCAAGAAGAGAUUAAGACAAUACCCAUCUCACACUCCCAAGCUCUUCUCCUUCACCUCUCCUAACCUCUCUCUCCUCUUCCUCUUCCUCUUCCUAUUCCUCUUCACCUUCGUUGGAAUCUCGAAAAUCUACCUCCUACCAAUUUCAGAUCGCUCCAUGAGGUGGGAUGUUUUCCCUUCAUCUUCCUCUCCUUUCCCUUCUUUCUCAUCUCUUCCCUUGUUCCUCACGUCCCAUUUUGUAUCAAACUGGGGAGGGGAUUCUUCUGAGUGUCUGGAGAGUGCCAUGAUGCCAUUCCCGAUCAACCGGUUUGGUCUGAAUCUGACAGAUGAGGAGCAGGAGUUCUGGCGACAGCCAGAUAGGCUUGGCUACGGGCCAUGUAUUGAGUUUGGAAUUGAGUACCGGAAGGCUUCGGCGAGGAUUGUUAAUGAGAAGAGGAAGUUCUUGAUGGUGGUUGUUUCUGGCGGAUUGAAUCAGCAGAGGAAUCAGAUUAUCGAUGCGGUUGUGGUCGCGAGGAUUCUUGAAGCGGCCUUGAUUGUGCCGAUCUUGAAGGUUAAUAUGGUUUGGGAGGAUGAAAGUGAAUUUUCAGACAUUUUCGACGUGGAACAUUUCAAAAGAACUCUGAAGUCUGAUGUUUGGAUCGUUUCAUCCCUUCCCUCGACACAUCUGAUCCCAAAAUCUUCCAUUGGGAACCGGAUUCCUAUAAACGCUUCUCCUUUAUGGAUCCGUACGAGAUUCCUAAAACAACUCAACGAAGAAGGCUUGCUUCUAUUGAAUGGGGGGUUCGACUCCAAGCUGUCUAAAAAUCUUCCCUUGGACCUUCAAAGGCUCCGUUGCAAGGUGGCAUUCCAUGCGUUGAGAUUUGUGGCGCCGAUCCGAGAGCUUGGAAAUCUGAUGGCCAGGAGAAUGCGGACAGAAGGGCCGUACAUCGCACUCCAUCUGCGUCUAGAGAAGGAUGUGUGGAUCAGAACCGGAUGCCUGCCGGGAUUAGGGCCGGAAUACGAUGGCAUCAUCAAGAGGGAGAGGGAGUCCCAGCCUGAGCUCCUCACAGGAAGCUUGAAUAUGAACUCCCAUGACCGGAAGUUGGCCGGACUUUGCCCUUUAAACGCUCUAGAAGUUGCCAGAAUAUUGAAAGCGCUCGGUGCACCCCGGAGUGCACGAGUGUACAUGGCAGGAGGUGAGCCAUUUGGUGGGCUGCAAGCUCUGCAGCCUCUCAAGGCAGAAUUUCCAAAUCUGGUCAAGAAAGAGAUGUUGGCAUUCAAUGGAGAAUUGGAGCACUUCGCAAACCGGUCAUCAGUACUCGCUGCCAUCGACUACAUUGUGUCCCUAAACAGCGACGUUUUCAUGCCCUCCCAUGGUGGAAACAUGGGGAGUGCCUUGCAGGGACACCGAGCUUAUGUGGGCCAUAGGAAAUACAUAAAGCCCAACAAACGUGUGAUUUUGCAGUUGUUGAUGGAGACAUCGCUCUCGAACGCCGAAUUCAGUGUUGCCAUGAAGCGAUUGCAUAGAGGAUUGCUUGGGCAGCCAGAGAUCAGGACUAAGAAAGGUGAGCGCGAUGUGAUUGCAUAUCCAGUGCCGGAGUGCAUGUGCAAGCGACGCACUGUCCUCUUUUGAACUGUGAAGAAUCUAGUUCACUCAUCUAAUAGCUCAACGAGGAUCACAUUUUCAGAGAUUUAAGUUUGGUUUUGUGGGAAAUUGAAAUGCAUGGCAGGCUUAGAUUUUCUCGUAUUUUUCUUUUUCCUUAAUUUGCGUAGUACUCGGGGUGGUAAUGAGCGACUAGAAUCAACCAACUCAAUCAACUCAUUGAGUCUCGGACAACUCAGU